UCCACUUGGCGACGGGCAUUUGCUAACCAAACUUGGGAACACACACACGGAAAAAAAAUCACUUUCGAUAGCAAAACGUUUCGAACCGAAAAAAAGGCAUCCAAAAUCAACACAAAAAAUUAUCCAAAAUUAUCCAGAAGAUUUGAGUAUAACAAAUCGAACCCGAACCAUGUCGUAUCAAAUCAAAUCGACGCCCUACUUCCGUCGCAUGUUCAACAAGAGCAGGAAGAACGGGCAGCUGCAGCGGUUGCGGGAUGAGUACGAGCGCAUCCAGGAGUUCAACGAUCGCACCAUCGAGCUGAAGAUGCGCCAGGUGCGGCUCAAGCGGCUCUUCCGCGAGAUCGAGGUGAUCAAGGUGGGCAAUGGUGCUGGUGCUGCUGACUCUGGUGCUGGUGCAGGUGCAGGUGCAUCCACCAGUGGCGCCAGCAGCGGCACAAUGCCACCUGCUGGUGGUGCUGGCCAGUCGAGCAGUUUUGCCGGCGGACGCAUUACCCGCCGGAGGCCACCGCAUACCACCAGCAGGCUGGCGAGCACAACGCCGCAGCAGCGACUCCACGUGCAGCGCGUGGAAACGCUGGCCCGCGCUCGUCUGCUGGGCCAGGAGAUCUCGCGGCGGAAUGGCCAAAUGGCGGAGGCCGGCACCGGCGGCUUUCUGCGCAGCGAACUCCGGAUGACGGCCAAGGUGCAGGCGGCAACUGAUGCGCGGCGCGCAGCCGUGGAGCGCCGGGAGCGUGCUGCCAAGCGCAUCUCCUAUGGCAACGACCAGUCGCGCCAGAAUAUGCAGCGUUUGCUGCUCCUGCGCCAGCGUAGACAUGGACAGGCGGCGGCGGCGACAGUGGCUACCGGUGCUCGGUCACGUCCGCAGGCCAACUCGCAGGUGCCCAUAACGCAGCAGCUGCCCAGGCAGAGCUGCAGGCCCAGUCACCUGUAUCCGGACUACCGCCAACUGACGCCCAGCCAGCUGCAGUUGCUCACCGCGAGCACUGGACGCAGUGCAGCAGCGGAUGCUGGCCAGCAGCUGGAGCAGCACGAGCGGCGCGAGCCGCCGGAGCAGCAGAUGGGCGACAGUGUGCAGGUGGGACGCGAACGGGAUUCGUACUCGGAGCACAGUUUCCACACGGAGGACUGGCUGUCGCCAUCAUUUAUGGACAGCGACGAGGAGCGUGACACUCGUGAGGUGAUGGACCUGUUGCGGCGGCGGUCGCGGGGGCGGGGGCGGGGGCCGGCGCUCGAGGUUUGGCGGGUGGCCGCGCAUCAGAGUGAGGAGGAGGUGGUGCGGCAGCCCAGCUUGCGGGUGCUGCACAAGGGUGCCGUCUCCCACAUCUCCUUCAGCUCGACGGGCACACAGACGACGAAUCCGACCAGGCGCACAAUCGGCUUUCGCACCACUGGCACCAGGCGCACCACAGCAACCACUGGCGCCACUCGCACCGCUGGCUCCACUCGCACCACUGGCUCCACUCGCACCACUGGCUCCACUCGCACCACUGGCUCCACUCGCACCACUGGCUCCACUCGCACCGCCGGCACCACUGGCUCCACUCGCACCACUGGCACAUUGGUCACAGCAGCCACAUCGCCAGUGAAUGUGGCGCACCAGUGCGUAGCCAGCAACGUGGAGAUUCCUCACACCAACGAGGAUGAUGCCGCUGGCUGCUCCCAGUCCGCCACCAUAGCGUCGCAUCAGCCCAGUGGCAUGGUGCCGCCGCCGCCGCCGCUGCUGCUGGAGGAUGAGCCGCAGCCGGAUGCGCUGUCCAACUCGAGCCGCUGGCAUCAGAUCUCACUGAUGCUGCCCUGGUUUCGCGCCUUCCCCGACCUGCCCACCGACUAUGCCGUCGCUCCGCCACCCGAUGUGCCCAUGAGCUGUGAUUCCAGCGGCGACGAUGUGCCGCCAACUGCGCCCACUGCGCCAACUGCGCCACAGCGCAUGUACGUCGAGCAUUCCAGCGAGGCGGCCACGCAGGCGGCGGAGGAGCCGUUCUCGUCGGCCAACUGCCAGCUGCUGCUGUCAUCCAUCAAGUUCAACGAGGCGGGCGAACGGUAGACGCACUGCAGCACGCUAGUUUCGGGCACGGAACUCGUUUUGUAAGCGUGCGUGGCGCCUAAUCCCGUCCAGCCACUGGCCACCAGCGGGCGCCGGCAGAGGGAAGGUAUAUCGAGGCAGCAGAAAUUCAAGCAAACUUUUCGUCUCUCUUUAUUUGGUAACAAAAAUUGUUGGUAUUAGAAAGGCAAACAAAAAAGGAACAAAAAACGAGAAGAA
Messenger RNA from Drosophila teissieri, 2260 nucleotides. RefSeq lists its product as uncharacterized. The transcript has a single exon. NCBI's taxonomy places the organism in Eukaryota, Metazoa, Arthropoda, Insecta, Diptera, Drosophilidae. The coding region runs from base 170 to 2044 and encodes 624 amino acids. The record is from RefSeq and is a predicted model, not a curated record.